Colletotrichum costaricense is the source of this 585-nucleotide messenger RNA. RefSeq lists its product as uncharacterized. The transcript is spliced from 2 exons. The record is from RefSeq and is a predicted model, not a curated record. NCBI's taxonomy places the organism in Eukaryota, Fungi, Ascomycota, Sordariomycetes, Glomerellales, Glomerellaceae. The coding region runs from base 1 to 585 and encodes 194 amino acids.
AUGGUGAUUGAUCCAACACCAGUCCCAACCUCAACCAGCGUCAGCCAUGAGGAGGCGCCGCGUAUGUGCAUCUUUCGAUACACAGGCAGCCAGAUGGCAAGGCGAGGCACAGUCGAGGCACGCGAAAGAAAGCCCAGCCGAGCCAAGCAAGCCUACGCAGCUCCAGAGUUCAUUAGUCCUCAGUGUCUUCCUCUCCUCGUCCCCGGCACUCACAGAUCACACCUCACAGAUCGAUACUCCGUAUCCGUACAGAGCGCGGAUCAACGAGACAUUUGGGGUAUCGUGAUUGACAAAGCCUGGAGGCAUCCGCAGAGCAUGGUCCCGUUAUUAGACGCAGAUCGCAGUCCCGUUCCCAGGUGGUUUGGUAGCCAUUCGACAAUGAUUGUGAGGACACCCCCUGUCAUGACCGUGACUGUAACUGUGACCCCGACCACGACAGAUGGAUGCUCUGCUCCGUCGUCAAUGUUCAAUCCCAUCCUUGAAUAUGAUCCAGCACAGCGUAUCGGGCAGACGUACUACAAGCCUAGCCUGGUCGGUGAUGGUCCGUCGGCGUCCAAGUGCCUUCGUCCGCCUGCCCCCGUCUGA